CCCGCUGACCAGGAAGGACCCCCGCCCCGGGGGCGGGUUGUUAAUCUACCAAUCAGCAGAGGAAAGCGGCCGGGGGAGCAACCCCCCCCGGGCUAGAAAAGGAGCGGCCGCCCCCGCCAGCGAGGAGGGUGUGGCUGGGAAGGCGUUGGCCGAGAAGGGCGCUAUGGAUGGCGCGCAGAUGUCUUCUCCUGCGUGGAGCGAGGAAGUAAACCAGGCUAAAAAAACUGCCCUUCUGGCUUGGGUGGAAGAGACUGGAAUCAAACUGGUACAGAUCAAUGGCCAGAGGAAAUACGGUGGCCCUCCUCCAGGUUGGACUGGCAGUGUUCCACCACCUGGCUCUGAGAUUUUCAUAGGGAAGAUUCCACAGGAUAUAUAUGAGGAUAAACUAAUUCCUCUCUUCCAGAGUGUUGGGAGGCUCUAUGAAUUUCGUCUCAUGAUGACGUUCAGCGGGCUUAACCGCGGCUUUGCCUAUGCGAAAUACGCAAACAGACGCAGUGCCCAGGAUGCUAUUGCUGUGCUCAACGCCUUUGAAAUCCAGGCCGGCCACCCCAUUUUGGUCUGCAGAAGUACAGACAAGUGUGAGCUCUCCAUUGAUGGUUUGUCUCUCACUGUGAGAGAGGGACACCUUCUUCCAAUGCUGCAGGAACUUACUGCCGGAGUCCUGAGUGUUUCCUUGCACCCAAGCCCUUUCAGAAGGGAGAGGCAGUUGGCAGAGGUGAAAUACAGCUCCCACCAGGCUGCUGCAAUCGCCAGGAAAGCGCUUGUGGAAGGUAGUUUGUGCCUCUGUGGAGAUGACAUUGAAGUGGAUUGGCUAAAACCAAAUAUAAAACAGGAACUCCACAGUGCCUCUGUUCAGGGCUUUCCAGAGAUUCCACCAUCCAAUUUUCCCCACAGAGAUGUUCCCUACAAAGCACCUUCUGGGCCUGUGCAACCCGCAGUGGGCAGUGUGCUGGACUACCUGAAUUUGCAGUGCAAGGAACGGCAGCUGGGGCUCCCUGUAUUUCUUACAAAAUGUAUGCAAAAGAAUCCUGAAGGAUGGUUGCAGUUCUGGUAUCAAGUGGUGAUACCUAAAUAUCCAUCACCUUUCAGUGGGUUUAUCUGGAUCAAGCCAGAACGUUCUGGCUUGGAGGCCCAUGAGAAGGCCAAGAAUGCAGUGGCACUGCAGCUACUCAAAGCUCUGGGAUGCCCAAUGGUGUAAGAGGACAGUCUUCAAGUUCGGGAGAGGUCUCUGUGUCCUGUCCUUGCCCACUAAAACCAGCUUGCCCACUAAAACCCAUGGGGAGAGAAAGUUUGCCUGACAUCUUGUCUUUUUUUUGUUUUUUGGCGGGAAGCAUUGCUGCUUUUGGAGUCUUGUUAGAUUUAAAAAGGUUGUCCAUGCAGAUCUCGGUACUAAAUUGUUUUUGGUUAGUUAUUUGAGUAUCCUUUUCAGUUUGGGGAAAAAUAUGCAUGCAUAUUUCUCCGCAGGCAAUCUUAAACUGGGGGCAUAUCUUGCAUUCACAACUUUAUUUCUGCCCCUCAAGCAUGACAAGUACUGUGUAAAACUAUAGGGAUGACUCCCGCCCCUUUCAACACCAAGAUUUAGGGCUGCUUAUCUUCUUUGUUUACACAUAGAAAACAUUAUUAUUCUUUGUAUUUAUUUAAGAGUUUGGAGAGCUUUCUCACUUGUUUGUGACAGUUUGAAUUUGUUUUGUAGCUUUAGGCGAGGGGCAUUGGACAAUAUUUCAUGCACAAGGCUGGUAUGUAACAAGUUCCUUGUGUGCUGCUCUACAAUCCAGCCUUUUUCUUUAGGAAGAAACCCGCCUGUACUGAUUAUGUCUUCCUGGGGAUUCAGGAUGGUGUUCCCUGAAUUCCUUCAUGUGCCUCUUAAUAGCAGAACACCAGGUGUCUUUUUAACACUAGAAAAAGUACCCAGUGAGUAACAUAUGGGAUGUAUGAAGAUUUUAGGGAAAGGAUCAGGCAGAGUCCCUUCAAAUUCUUUGACUUUUUAAUGUGCAUCAAAAAUAGUGAAUGAAUAUGUAACAUUGGAAACAUAGGCACUUGAAUAUUAAAAUUGUUUUGAAAGAAAUAAGUGUUGCAAUCUCCUUGUGUGAAGCAUCUGAAAUCUGAUAAGAUGAUAUUUAUGCUGGGUUUUGUUUAUUUUAUUAAAUUUGUAUGCUGCCCUUCAUAGUUCCGUAGGUGGUUCACAACAUAAAAUUACAAUAUAAAAUCCAUAAUAAAGACAGCAAACCAAUAAUCCCCCUUCCCACAGCACAUUAAAAAGGGCAUUGGGGGUCAAUUAGCCAAAG
Podarcis raffonei (Aeolian wall lizard) is the source of this 2285-nucleotide messenger RNA. RefSeq names its product DND microRNA-mediated repression inhibitor 1 (gene DND1). The record is from RefSeq and is a predicted model, not a curated record. Gene Ontology annotation, biological process: negative regulation of miRNA-mediated gene silencing; mRNA stabilization; germ cell development. NCBI's taxonomy places the organism in Eukaryota, Metazoa, Chordata, Lepidosauria, Squamata, Lacertidae. Gene Ontology annotation, molecular function: mRNA binding. Gene Ontology annotation, cellular component: nucleus; cytoplasm. Bases 164 to 1198 code for a protein of 344 amino acids. The transcript has 5 exons.